Messenger RNA from Kogia breviceps (pygmy sperm whale), 1558 nucleotides. NCBI's taxonomy places the organism in Eukaryota, Metazoa, Chordata, Mammalia, Artiodactyla, Physeteridae. The record is from RefSeq and is a predicted model, not a curated record.
CGUAUAAAGGCAGACGCCGCGCUGCUCCGCAGUGUUGGCGUUGUUCUGCGCCUUUCUGUAUUUUUUUUUUAUUUUUUUUAGCAGACGCCGCCCUGCUCUCAUCAGCCUCUGGCCCGCCAUCUCCUUGAAUCCAAACACCGUUAUUACUAUGAGGACUUUGGCAGGAGAUCUCAAACUUGGACACCUGGACAGUCAGUAAUGAAAGAUGCCUUCAAUUAAGUUGCAGAGUUCUGAUGGAGAGAUAUUUGAAGUUGAUGUUGAAAUUGCGAAACAAUCUGUGACUAUUAAGACCAUGUUGGAAGAUUUGGGAAUGGAUGAUGAAGGAGAUGAUGAUCCAGUCCCCUUGCCAAAUGUUAAUGCAGCAAUAUUAAAAAAGGUCAUUCAGUGGUGCACCCACCACAAGGAUGAUCCUCCUCCUCCUGAGGAUGAUGAGAACAAAGAAAAGCGAACAGAUGAUAUCCCUGUUUGGGAUCAAGAAUUCCUGAAAGUUGACCAAGGAACACUUUUUGAGCUUAUACUGGCAGCAAACUACUUAGACAUCAAAGGUCUGCUUGAUGUUACCUGCAAGACUGUUGCCAAUAUGAUCAAGGGGAAAACUCCUGAGGAGAUUCGAAAGACAUUCAAUAUCAAAAAUGAUUUUACUGAAGAAGAGGAAGCCCAGGUACGCAAAGAGAACCAGUGGUGUGAGGAGAAGUGAAAUUUUGUGUCUGAUGCUGUAACACUGUAAGGAUUGUUCCAAAUACUAGUUGCACUGCUUUGUUUAUAAUUGUUAAUAUUAGAAAAACAGUCCACAAAUGCAGCAGCAAAUCAGUUGUAUUAGCAGAAUGUUGUCCUCAUUGCAUGUGUAGUUUCAGUACAGAUUCCAAACUUAUGGCUCAGUUUCUUCUAGUAUGAUCAAAAGUUCUUUUUUCUUUGCUCUGAAUAAAAUUGAACUGCGGGUUCUCUGUAGAAAGUGGCAUUUUGGGCUUUCCCUCUUUUUGUAAAGCAGUUUAUGCCUAGUUUAUUGUCCAGUUAACUUUAGUUUAGUGACUUUUAAAAGUUGGCAUUGUAAAUAAAACAACUUGCAAAAAAUUUUCUGAAAUAGAAUUAACAACAUAUUAUCUUUAUUCAUGAGUUGGAAACUGGAAAAAGGCUAAUUGAGGUAAAUGUUACCAAAGUGGGGUUAUCAGAAUGUCUUCCAGCUUCCUGGAGUCCACUGUUAUUGAUUAGCCUGUAUGUAGCAGGGCUCCCUUAAUUGGAUCUGAGGACUUGUUUUUGCAUUUUUAAUCCUCUCAGCUUUGAAUAUGUUGGCUAGAGGCUCAUUUACUACUCAGUUUGUGGUUUGGGAGGAAACAGAAUUAGACAGUUUGCUGACUUUUCUAUUAAAAGAGACACUUAACCCAUGUGGUGUGUCAUCUUUUUAUAAUCAGUAAUCCUAUGUGGGGAAAACCAUAAACACUACUUGCAUGUAAAAAAUAAUUUAACCUUUAAUGUUAAAAUGUAUGGCGUUACCCAGAAAGCAUCAGUCACGAAUGCAAGAUACUUUCAAUAAAAAGUAAGUUACAUAGUAGGUAGUAAA